CGUUUCCCGAUGCUUCUCGUCUCUCGAUACUCUCCGCAAAUCUCGCUUUUCAAGAAACUCGUGCGUCUUCUGCCGGCUUUCACUAUUCAGAGGACGCGACUUGCAACAAGACGAGAGAGAACAUGAGAGGGAGAAGCCGACAGAGGUUACGUUCAUGGAGUCCAGAGGGAGCAGGAAAGCGCGGAGUCGAUGGAAGAAAAAUGGAGAAAGUCGCUUGUUGACUCGGAACUAAAAGGCGCCCUCGAGAGGUCCUUCCCCGCAGCCUCGAAAGCCUCAAAUCCGGAGCAUAGACUCCUCUCUUCUCUUUCCUCUCUGUCUUCUCUUUCCGCUCUCGCGUCUCCUGGUCCUUCGCUCUGUUUUGCCUCGCUUUCGUCUGCGCGUCGGUGCUUCGCUUCUUUGCGUUUUUCUGAACUUCCGACGCCUCGCUUUCCGUCGGUUUCUUCGCUGCAUGUCGCUCUGCCUCCGCAGUACGCGUUCUCCCUGCGGUGGUAUACGCCGCCGUCGAAGCGGACUUGGUCGAAGCAGCACAACAAGAUCUUCACUCCGCGUCCUCUCUCCGAACGCUUCUCGCCGCAUAAACUUCAUCCUGAGUUCGAAUGGUGGCGCGAGCGCACCGUGCAGCCGUCUGCUCUCUUCAUGGGAUUUCCGGACCUCCUCGCUCUCCCUCUCCGCGGCGGCUCGGCGUACAUCCACGAGAUGGAUGCCGCGACUCUCGCAGUUGUCCUUGCGAGUCUCGCUCACUCGCCCUCAGCGUACAGCGUCUCUGAGAGACGGCCGCCUCCCUCUCCCUCUCCCGCCGUUUCUCUCUCUUCUUCGUCCUUCUCGCCGACGCAUCUCCCUCAACACCUCGACAGUCUCCUCGCGCUCUUGGGGAGGCAAGCCGCAGCGACGGCCGCGCAUGCGCCGGACUCCACCCUUGCCUUCCUCUUUCGCGGCUGCGCCGAGGCCGGCGUCGUGGAGAAAAAUGUCGUCUGCACCUUGCUCGGACGCGUCGAGCAGCGCCUCCCUUGCAUGCAACUCCCCGAGUGCCUCGUCCUCUUGGACGCGCUCCGGCCGGGCCUCCCUGAGGUGUACAGACACCCGCGGUUCGUGGCGCGGUUAGUCGCGCAUGCAGGACUGCUGCUGCAGUUUCGCGGCGCGGAGAGCGAGGCAGAGGAUCUCUGCGACCUCGCCUUUUCUCUCGUUUUCGCGGCCAACUGCCGAGACGCUGCUCUCCUUCAGACGACCGCUCUUCUCCUCGUCCACGGAAAACGCAUGCAGUCUCUGAACGAGACGGCGCCUCUCGCUCUUGCGCGCGCCAUGGAGGCGUUCGCAGCUUGUCGGGAUGCGGUCAACGCGCCUCUGCUCGCGGAGACAGCUGCAGCAGCAGAGAACGGGGACGCAGAAGGCAGCAGAAACACAAAGGCGGCAGAGCUCUUUUGCGCCUCGCCGCUGCUGCGCGCGCGAGAGCCAUCUGUACACUUGUCUCCAUCGGGGUGGCUGCUGCUCUCCCUCCUCUCGCCGGUUGUGCAGGCACUGCACCGAGCUGAGAAAGGCAGGAGGAAACGGAGAGGUUUCCACCAAGACGGGGAAGCUGCGGGACUCACCGCGGAACGCGAAGUGCAGAACAGAGGAGCCAGUCGAGAGAGUCACGCCCUCACAGAAGCCGCCGCUCGAGCUGCAGCAGCCGUCGCAGAGGAAACACAAACGCUGAAAAACAGAGAAAGCAGUCUUUUCAGGGGGCUCCUCAGGUGCCUCGAGAGAGUGGAUGACCAUCGAGAGAGCUUGAGUCCUGGAAGCAUGUGCAAAGUUCUCUUCGCUGCCACUGUCGCUCGCGCUGCUCCGAGUCGCGACUUCUUUCCCGACGUUCUCAAACGUCUAGGGGACCAGCUGGGUGCCUGUACACCCGAGGAUUUGUCGCGCGCGCUUUUUGCUCUCGUGAAACUUUCUUCUGUCUCUGGACUUGAUCCGCGAUGUCAAGAUCUCCUGCCUCCUCUCCUGGGAACAGUGCUGCAGGCUGUCGAGUCUUCUCUCCCCGUCGCUGACGUCGCUUCCCUCGCGCGUCUCCACAGCGCAGCCGUCUCGGCUCUCAUCUCUUCUUCGGAGACGAAGAAGGAAGAAAUGAAGCAACUUGCGGAGGAGACAAGUCGUUUGAUGCAUGCGCGCUUGGAGGAGGCCUCACCGGCACAUCUGACGGCGUUCGUGCGACACUGGGACCUCGUUCCUGCGCCGUCCGGAGCCUUUCGAGAGGCGCUGGUUGCGCAAGCGAUUCGGCAGUUGUACUUCUUCGAUGAAGACCAUCUCUCUCGUCUUCUCGAAGGCGUUACACGCCUUGCGGCCUCUUCCAAAGAUGAGACGCUGCUUGCGAGUGUGGAUGAACUUUUUCGACGCGCGGAAGAAGAGGCGACAACUGAACAGGCGUUCUUCUCCCCAGAGAGCUGUUUGCGGAUUUUUGUCUCUCUGGUUAGGUACGGGGAGGUGCGUCCGGAGGCGCCCCGAAACCGCGAGCGUCUCGUUGUCGCUUUGUGCAACUACCUGACCGGCGUCGAUUCAGUCGCCGCUGUGUCUUCGGAUGGGGCUUCAGAUCCUGAAGAACUCUGGGUCAAGGAAGACGAAGAUCUCCCCCUUCUUUUUUUUGCGGAAGACGCAAAGGGAUUUUCUCUCCGAGAAGACUCCGCUUUGGACCGAGACUCAGCAAACGAGUCUCGCCUUCAAGCUCUCUCGGCGGCUUCCUACAUUCGCCUGCUCGGCGCGCUACGGGAACUGGGAGUGAGAGGCGGCGUCCUUCUCUCGAGAGUCGCUCAGCUUCUCCACAUGAAGCGAUACGAUUUGACGGACGCCCAACAAGAAGCCGCCGCCGAGAUUUGCGCUUCUCUCGGCCUCGAAUUCCAGCUGGAAAAGCCAAGUGGAUCCAGUGCCUAAGCUCUUUUGUUGUCCCGUCUCUCUCGAAGACGUGCCGUCUCGGUUUCUGUUUUUUUCAGCUCAGUUCCCACUUGCCGCGUUUCUCGUGACAGCGAGAAUUUCCCCGCUUGUCGGAAAAACCCGGGUGGUUUUAUCACGAAAGCGGUGUGGCGUUGCAGUGUAACGCGGCUUUUCGGGUCUCUAGUACAAGCUAUUUCUCCAGUGAAAACCUCACGCUGAAGUAACUAUGUAGGAACAGCAUACUCUUACACAGAUAACAGUCAGCGUUCUCAAUAUUUGCUUGUGUGUAUCCAGGGUGUUCGACGUUAGCUGUCGGGUUUGUCUCCGAGAUGUGGGCCUUCUCGUCGAGAGGCAAAAGCAGUCGCUACCGAAUUCCCAGUUGGGUCUGUCCGGUGACAACGCCACGAAAUUCCGGCGAAAUUUCAACGUUUGGUGGACCUUCUACGUUUACAUGAAAACAAGCGUGAAACACGUG
Molecule: messenger RNA, 3376 nt
Organism: Toxoplasma gondii ME49
Lineage: Eukaryota; Apicomplexa; Conoidasida; Eucoccidiorida; Sarcocystidae
Exons: 10
Coding region: 190-2901 (903 amino acids)
Source: RefSeq, a predicted model, not a curated record